Messenger RNA from Scleropages formosus (Asian bonytongue), 3531 nucleotides. RefSeq names its product semaphorin-7A. Lineage: Eukaryota; Metazoa; Chordata; Actinopteri; Osteoglossiformes; Osteoglossidae. The record is from RefSeq and is a predicted model, not a curated record. Gene Ontology annotation, biological process: neural crest cell migration; negative chemotaxis; axon guidance. The transcript is spliced from 13 exons. Gene Ontology annotation, cellular component: plasma membrane. Gene Ontology annotation, molecular function: chemorepellent activity; semaphorin receptor binding. The coding region runs from base 545 to 2524 and encodes 659 amino acids.
AGCUUUUGUGCUUCCACUCUGCUCUCUAUGUUGGCGUUUUUUUUGCUGUCAUUUGAGCCAUGUGAUGAGUGUAGAGGAGCUGUGAAAACAGUUGAAACUUGGUCCGAACAAUGGAAAGCUGUAAACACGCUGAGCUCGGGCGGUCCCACAGUCCACUCUUCAUAUGGAUGUUUUACUGAUCGCCGGUAAAUAAAUUAAUUAAUCACGUUCCCGUCACAAGUACAAAAUUAUGGAAAUCUGAAAAUUCAUACCUUCCUUGUUCCUUAACGAAGUUCUAUAACGACAGCUAGUCAUUGCAGAACACGGCUUGAAGCGUAUGAAAAAUGAACGUCGUGUAACAUUUUACACAUCGUUUUCAGUAAAUAGAAUUAUACGGGAUCUGUUCUUCUGUUCAACCAUUUACACUGGUUCAUUUGCAUUGGCGCCCCAGCCAGUGGUGAAGGAAGGUUAAGUAAACUUUACUUUAGGGUAAGAGCAAUUCUUGUGCCGUGAUGAGGGAUCUGCGUUUGAAUACAACAACAGGUGUCAAGCGUGCUCAUCAGUCAUGACUGGGGUCGCCGCAAGCUCGCUCUCGCGCUCUCUCUCUCUCUCUCACACACACAUACAGUCAUGCAGACACUAUGUUUCCUCAUUUCUAGCUCACGCCUCGCUCACACUUCUCAGCACCCGAUCGAUGGCAGUGAGGACUCGCUCCAACAUGAUGCUCCUCUUCCUCUGCGUUUUACACUCCUCCGCCGUCUUUUCCCGAGCUGCUGCUGGAUGUGGAUCAUCGCGCUUCACGCCACGGAUGACUUUCAAAGAAGAUGGCUUCUCCAGGCACCACCUUCUGGGUGGAUACAACAGUCGUGUGGAGCUUCUGCUAGGGCCGACCAAUGGCACUGUAUAUGUUGGCUGCAAUGGGAAGCUGCUCCUUGUUGACUUUCAGGCUCCCAAGAAGUCCGAAGAGGUCACUUGGGGACACAACGUCACAGUGUUGCUUAAAAAUGAAAACACCAACUCUCUGUUUGUGUGUGGAACCAGUGGGAGCCAAAUCUGCUGCAGUAUGGAGACACUGGGAAACUGCAGUAAACAUUACGAUGCGAAAGGAAUCGCUCCAUUUUCCGUGAAUGAGCGAGCUCCAUCUCUUUUUGUUGGGGGUGAACUCUACAGCACCGCCACCCUUCCAGUCAGGAAGAGGAUUGGUAUUCGCAGACAUGGUGGAAUCCAAAUUUGGCCUGCUCACAACAAGACAGAGCAGAGGUAUGUGAGUAUUGUACUCAGUGGACCCAGAGCACACAAGCUGGAAGACCGAGUCUACGCCUUUCUGGUGGAGAAGAACUCUGAUAGCCACCCGGAUGCGAGCCUCUGGAUCCCACGUGUCACCCAGGUCUGCAGGAUGGAUCUUGGCGGGUCAAAAAACAUUCUGCAACAGAGCUGGACAUCCCACCUAACUGCGCGACUCUCCUGUGGGAUCCAUGAGAAAAGGGUGUACUUCACAGAGCUGCUCGAUGUGGCUGUCUUGCAUUCAGAGGCCUGGAAUGAGAGCAGAGUGUAUGCCCUGUUCACCAAUGACUGGAACAUGAGCGCGGUAUGUGUUUACACCAUGGGGAAUAUUGACAAAGUCUUCAUGAGCUCCACCUUCAAAGGACACUCUGAGGAAAUUCCAACACCAAGGCCUGGAACAUGUGUCAACGACAGCAAAAUGCUUCCUGACAUCGUUCUGAAUAUGGUGAAGGAACAGCUGGAGAUGAAUGAUUGGGUACAGCCUGUUGGCGACGGCGAUGCCCUGAUCAUCAGCUCUCACCGCUACACACACAUAGAGGUGGACCGGGUGAAAGGCAGUGGUCUUCAAGUACACACCGUCUUACUGCUGGGACUGGAGGACGGCAGGAUCCACAAAGUCCUGGAGCAGACGGGAAUACCUUUCAUAAUGGCCGAGCUGCAGCUUUUCCAGCCUGGAGCCCGGCUCCUGAACAUGCUCCUGCAGAGCUCCAGGAAGAAGCUGUAUGUGAGCUCCAACACAGAGGUGCUGGAGGUGGACCUCGACAGCUGCAUGAACUACGGCAAUGAAUGUGAGCUCUGUGUCCAGGCUCGAGACCCCUACUGUGGCUGGGAUCCAGAGAGCAUGCUGUGCACUGCAGCUUCCAGUCACACAAUUCAAGAUGUGGAGCACGGAAGCUACACUGCAUGUAGAACAGGAGGUCACUCGGAACAAUACAGCAGGUUGGAGAAUCCUCCGUUGCCACCGGACACUGACUUGCCUGUGACUUAUGUGCGCUGCCCCAUGCUGUCGGCCCACGCCGAGUACAGCUGGUACCGGGGAGACACACGCCAACCCUGUGUGUACACAGAGGGAGACUGCCUGCUGCUCAUAGAAGCCAUGGACCAAGGGCAGGAUGGUCCCUACAUGUGUAAGGCCACAGAAGCGGGCUAUGAGAGGAUGAUUGCAGUGUACCAGCCAAAGACGUGGAGUAAGGCAACAUGCUCAGCACGAUCACACAGUGGAAUAUUGUGUGCCCUGCUGCUUAUUGUGCUGCUUCUGUAAUCACAUGGCUGUGUUGCCUACCAGCUGGUCCUCCUUACAGCCGCAGCACAGCACCUAGUCCAGCCACUUUGUCCCGCUGCAGUGUCCGUCACCCACACUUCUGUGUGCUGUGGCCAGCCUUAGUCUUGGACAGGUGCAAUCCAGCAGGUCUUGGAGGAAAGUUUUAAUUAUACCUGGUCAAAUGACUUGUUAUUGAAAUAGUUACUUAAAUGAAAGAAAUAUAACAGUCAAACUAAAGAAUACACAGUGCUUCUCCAGGACCAGGGCUUCCCACUGCAGAUGCACUUCUGUGAAGAGCUGCUGUUCUGCACUUUUUUGUUCCUGAUAAUCUCCUGUCCAUAAGCAACUGCACUUUAGCCCCAGCUGUGGAUCAUGUAAAGUCUCUGCUUUUGGUACAAAUGAUAUUUUUCUAUAAUAAGAUAUACCAAAAUACUCUUGUUGUUCAAAGCCAGGAAAAGAACAUCCUGAAAAUUUAGAAGGAAGCUCCAGAGACAACCUAUGCAAACAUUGAGACAGAAUGCAGACACAGAUCUUGGGCUGGAUGUUUAAUAUAUGACUAAUUUAUUACAUGCUAGUUUUUUUUAAAUGUCUGAGAAUAAUGCAAUAUUGAUUGUACAGUGAAGCUAAUAACUAAGUGACCUUUGAGUGGCCGAAUUGGCAAUAACUGCUUGAGAAUAUACCCGGUAAUUACUCAAAAUAGUAAAUUAAGUCUAAUAAUAAAUUAAUAUACAUCAGUAAUAAAUCAAAGUAUAUUCCAUACAUGCAAUACUCUAGGACUGUGUUCACUGGAAAUAUUUACAUUAAAAAUAAUAGAAAAUAAUAAUGUGGCAAUAUACAGUUAUACUGGCUCCACCUUUUACAAACAAAACUGGGAGUGGAACUCUUCAUAACUUUUUAAGUCUGAAAAGUCAGAAUCAAUAAAAAGAAAAAAAAAAAUUUUUUUCCGGGGGAGGGGCACGAUGGUGUAACAGGUUUGGCCAGGUCAUGUUCUCUGGUGGGUCUGGAGU